Molecule: messenger RNA, 692 nt
Organism: Loa loa (African eye worm)
Lineage: Eukaryota; Metazoa; Nematoda; Chromadorea; Rhabditida; Onchocercidae
Exons: 7
Coding region: 17-667 (216 amino acids)
Biological process (GO): regulation of Golgi organization; positive regulation of MAP kinase activity
Cellular component (GO): Golgi apparatus; FAR/SIP/STRIPAK complex
Molecular function (GO): protein kinase binding
Source: RefSeq, a predicted model, not a curated record
UUUUAGAAUAAUAGCAAUGAAUGAAGAAGGAGGAUAUCUAGGUGCGAUGACAUAUCAGUGCUUGUACAGUGGCGUACUGGAUCGUAUUGUGCAAAAUCGUCGGAAUGACGAUAGCGCUGUUCAUGUGAUCCAACGGUUGCGAAGUACUUUGAGACAGGCUGAUAUUUCUUCGCCGUCUUUUCUUUUCGAUUUCACGAAAGUCUUACUGAUUGGCUCAGAAUUGAAUGUUAACCUUCAGGAAGCUUUCUUGCGAAGACAGGCAACUGCACCAACUGAUGAUUUAGAAUUACCAAAUCUUCAUCAAAGAGAAUAUCAGGAAUUGUCGUCGAGGGCAGUUGCUCUACGACGAGUUUUAGCUCGUGUACCUGAAGAGAUGUCCGAUCGGCGGACUUUUUUGGAAACAAUAAAGGAGAUUGCCUCAUCCAUUAAAAAACUUCUAGAUGCUACAAACGCAGUAAUGCAAAUGAUCCACCCAACCGUCCAACUUUCGGUCGAAAAGCGAAAACGGGAAUUUGUUCAUUAUUCAAAACGCUUCAGCAAUACAUUAAAAGAGUAUUUCAAAGAUCAAAACGCAACUCAGGUUUCGAUUUCGGCUAACCAGUUGAUUUUCCAAACAGCUUUGUUGAUUAGGACUAUACGGGAGAAAAUGCGGAAGGUUGGUUCUUAGAACUAUCUCGUCUUUUAAAUGUCCU